AUGUUCAUGUGUGAGGUUCAAGAGAAGCUACCCAGCAGUCCUACCGUGAUGCUUUGGACCGGUCGCCGACUUCUGAUCAACGCCAUUCCAAGCGUCAACGUCGAUUCACAGCUACGCCUACGCACUCGCCUACAUAGGGGUGUCGGGGGAAGAAAGAAAUUUCUCCGGAUGAGGAGAAUGGGGAACACAGAAGAGCGGCUACUUCUACAAGUUGCCGUUAUUUUCGUAUUACUGAAUUUUUCGGAAUGUGCUACGGUGUCCAGCGUCGGCCCGUCCAAGGGGAGCACUAAUGGGGAGACACGACUGACCAUAAAAGGGUCAGGCUUCGCCAAAAACCAGUUUAACUACGGAGACGGGAACGCCCACCUUGGUAACACUGUUACCCUUGUGUCUGGGACCCAACAGUUUGACUGUCCCGUACACAAAGAUGGCACCCACGAGACGCAGAUCAUGUGCUAUACUCCACACAUGCCUGUUGACUCCUUCAGUGUGAAAGUAACUGUGGAUGGCGUUGCUAUUGACGACAACAAUAUAUGCAACAACUGUCCAUUUGCUACUAGCAGCUCGAACACACCAACCAUUACUUCGAUCGAGCCUCGUUCUGGUCCUCCAGGUACGAUUGUGAAGUUUUACGGGAAGAUCUUCACUGACAAGUACGGCAGUAACAAAGACGAGAGUACAAACGGCAAAUCUGUCAGCAUCUUACGAGUUUACGUUGGAGGACAAAGCUGUGAGCUGAAGAAAGCUGAUGAUGUGUUUUACGGAAUCGAGCUUGACAACGGUGGCGACAGUGACUAUGGUUACAUCAAAUGUAAGAUCGGUGAGACUGGCACCAAAAUAGGAAGCAUCAACGGUACCUUCAUCAUAUCUGACGAAUAUGGCAGGGCUGAACCAAGCAAGGACCUGUACCAAGUCGGUGGAAACUAUCAGUUCUACAUGUUUCAAACCUACGCAGAGAUCAGUUCGGUCACUCCAGCCACUGGCAGCGUGGAGGGAGGAACCCUUAUCUCCAUUGCCGGAAACAAUUUCGACGAAACUCGCACGGGUGCAGUGGUAAUGGUUGGAGGCACGCCUUGUGUAAUAAAGGGUGCCGUGACCAAGACAUUGAUUACAUGUGAGACUGCUGCCAAACCAGUAUCAACACCAGCCAGGCACGCAGGUAACCGUGGUCUGAAGCUAGAAAUCUGGAAUGCGACCACAAAGACGCAGGCUUUGCUGUCCGAGGUUGGGGCCUUAGACAAUACUGCUGCCGACUAUUACAUGGAUUUUCUGGAUGAAGCAUACUACACUGAUAGUACUAUGGACAAUAUGGUCACUAAGAUGAGCGGAUUCUUCGUGCCUCCUUUUGAUGGGGACUACAGCUUCCAUAUCAAGGCCGACGACGGGGCGGAACUGUACCUCAGUACUGAUGACAAUCCUUCUAACAUGGCAAGGAUUGCUUACUCUGGGCUAGCCAAUAACUAUUACACAACGAGCAGCCAGAGCUCCUCAAGGAAGACACUAUCCAAGGCUAACAAAUAUUACAUGGAGGUUUACCACCGUGAAGGAACAUCCGGGGCUUUUUCUAAAGUUUCAGCUCGCUUUUACAACACCAAUCUAACAAGUGCCUAUACAGAUAACGUCAAAUCCGAGGAACAAAGUAUAGAG
Messenger RNA from Mizuhopecten yessoensis (Yesso scallop), 1647 nucleotides. Its product is annotated as fibrocystin-L-like. The transcript is spliced from 15 exons. NCBI's taxonomy places the organism in Eukaryota, Metazoa, Mollusca, Bivalvia, Pectinida, Pectinidae. The annotation marks the transcript as partial. The record is from RefSeq and is a predicted model, not a curated record.